Messenger RNA from Entamoeba invadens IP1, 1266 nucleotides. RefSeq lists its product as hypothetical. The transcript has a single exon. Lineage: Eukaryota; Evosea; Mastigamoebida; Endamoebidae. The record is from RefSeq and is a predicted model, not a curated record. The coding region runs from base 1 to 1266 and encodes 421 amino acids.
AUGAGUGAAGCCACACAAGACUAUUUACAAUUUAAAGAAAGUAUAAUAAAAGACUUCGAAACUAUCAAAGCGGAGCAGAACAAUUUACGAUGUGAUGUGAAUAAUAAAGUGAGUCAGUCUGAUUUGAAUUAUUUAAAUUUAAUGAGUGCUUUAGAAGACUUGAAAAAAGAGGUGAAUGGUCGUCUUCGCAUCCUCGAGACUUCCCAUUCUUUGUCCAAGGAAGUGAAAAGUCCCACCUUACCAACUUCCCGUAGUUAUUCGACUCCAACAACAAAACCAAAAAUUGAUGAGUACAUUUCUAUGUCACAAGAAGUCGAAGACUUGAAAAGGAAAUUCGAGACGUUUGAAGCGACAAAAGUGACACAAGACGAUCUUCAAAAGCUCGAAGGGAGAAUGGAAGAACACUUUAUGCCUGUGAACGCAUACAACGAACUUGCAACCAUCAAAGCGGAACUUCAAAAUAAAGAGGACAAGAAGUCGAGUGUUGUGUCUCCUCGUGUUGAGACCAAAUUUGAUAUGAGCGAGGUGAAUCAAUGCAUUCAAGCAACAGAAAAAGUGAUGAAAAAGAAGUAUCGACAAAGUUUUACAUUGACCACCUUAGCAAUUGGAAAUGUCGAAACGCAGCUUAUGUCUCUUCGGAAGGUUGUCAGACAAUUUGAAGAAGUCAAUAAGAAGAGCAUUGCAUUUUCAGAACAGUUCAUGAAGAGUCUUCCACUCCUUUGGAAGAACAUAUACAGAAACAAUUUGGGUCUUUGUGAAAGACCAUCAUUCUAUCAAGAAAUGUCGGAGUGGACUGGACUCGAUGGUGUCGAUGUGCUUGCCACAUACUUUGGAGACAGAAGUGGUAUACCACAUUCAUUCAUCGACAUGUUAAAAGGGAAGAAGAAUAUAAUGUUUAUAAUAAAGACAACGGAAAAGGAAGUCUUUGGGUCGUUUAACUCGGAGACUAUUUUAGAGACUAAGAAUAAAGCUAAAGAGUCUAAAAUAGGGGUUGGGUUUGAUGAAAAGCAUUUCAUCUUCACGUUAUCACCAACUAAAACUCUCGCAAAAAGAUUCAAGACAACUGGGGGAACGGAGACAUUGGAAUUGUUUGAUUUAAAGUCCGAGAAUGUGUUCUCUGUAGGAAACGCCUUCAUUAUUAAAAAGACGGGAGACAUCGUUUACUCUUUAGGCAUCACUCAGUUCUUCGAUGGAAUCAAUGACGAGACCUUUUAUAAGCAAAAUGAAAGGAAAGUAGAGUCCAUUUCCAUCGUCUCGUGGUUCUAA